AUGAUAUUUAGUGGCUCACUAAGAACUACAACUCCAGAAUAAAAGUCUUAAAUACGUACAAAAAAACACUUCGAUUUCAAGCAUGAUUUAGAUGAUUAAUUAUUAUCACUUAAAUAUUUGAACAAUCAGAACAUCAUUUAAUGCAUUAAAACAAAAAAACAUAUAUAACCAAAUAUUAACGAUCAAAAUGUUAAUAUAAGUAGAUUGAGGAGAUCAAUGUCACCUUUAUAAAAUAGUUAAUUAGAUAAAAAUUUAGUACCCAAAGUUGAUGCUCCUCCUAAAACACCUUAAAAAUCAAGACUUUUUGCUAAUUUAUUUAAUAAUUCUUGUUCCUUUGAAAAUAUUUGUUUAACAUAGUGUCAUAAUUGUAAAUCUAAUAACAAAGAAAAUAUACGUAUUUAAACAACUCCAAUCAAAAUGGCAUAAUCUGUUUUUAAAAUAGAACCUCAAACCUGUUUAACUAGUAGAGGAAACUAUUUUAAAAAAUGA
Messenger RNA from Paramecium sonneborni, 489 nucleotides. NCBI's taxonomy places the organism in Eukaryota, Ciliophora, Oligohymenophorea, Peniculida, Parameciidae. The record is from the annotation of a GenBank genome assembly.